This is a messenger RNA of Giardia duodenalis, 2253 nucleotides long. RefSeq names its product Ankyrin repeat protein 1. Gene Ontology annotation, molecular function: protein binding. The transcript has a single exon. The record is from RefSeq and is a predicted model, not a curated record. Bases 1 to 2253 code for a protein of 750 amino acids. NCBI's taxonomy places the organism in Eukaryota, Fornicata, Diplomonadida, Hexamitidae.
AUGGAAUGGUUCCGGGCUAUCCGGCGCGGAGAUUCUCUUGGGGUUGCUGGGCUCUUGGUUGCAUCUCUCAGGACGCAAACAGAUGGAGGAUACACGGGGCUUAUGGUGGCCAUUCAGAUGGGCCACUAUGAUAUAGCCUUAACGAUUGCGCGGUAUGAGCACAGUAUGGUAACAGAUGAGGGCGAGACAGCUCUCAUGCUUCUCUGCAAGGCACCGCACCCGCUAUUAGCUUUUGGUCAGGAAGCCAAGAUUCCUAGAACGGCUAAAUGGGUCUGCAAAUUUACUCAGAUAGGUAAGUAUGCACAGGGUCUUGCUCUGCUUAAGAUUCUUGCACACCAUGAAGCCACAAAGGUUUCUGAUGGAGGAAAAACCGCCCUUAUGAUGGCUAUUGAGACGGGCAACUACGAUGCAACAGUUCUGCUUGGGAACAUUGAGGCUGGACUUAGUAGUGAGCACGGCUGGUCGGAGACCAUGUACCUAGUGCUCAGGGGCCACGAUGACCGUGCGCUGUUUGAAGAAAACCUUCAAUAUGAAAGGCCACGCUCUGGGGUAACUGCCCUGAUGUUAGCUGCUCUUGUUGAUAACUUGCGAGCUGCACGGCUCUUCUUUGGGAAAGAGUGGGGCUUGAAAGACACCUGCGGCCGAUCAGCCCUAAUGUUUGCCGGGAUAGGGGGGCACACAAGCAUUGCAACGCUUCUGUGGCCCCGGGAGAAGAACAUGAGGGAUCGGGAGGGGCGUACCGCCAUUAUGUAUGCCACUGUUUAUGGAAAUCUCGAUGUAGUAAAGCUUCUAGUUGCUGCAGAAGGGCAGAGCGAGGACCUGGCUGGUUGGACAGCGAUAAUAUAUGCAGUGGUUAGUUGGCAGCACGAUGUUUUAGACUUCUUGGUUGAGAACUGCCACAGCCUUACGCAGAAAACCAUAUACACCGCUUUACAAUACGCUUCAAUAAUAGGGAAUUACCACGCAAUAGAGUCUUUGCUCACCAAGGAGGGAAGAAUAUAUACUUGUGACGGUGAAACCGCACUUAUUCUCGCCGCAAAGUACAACAGGCUGUCCGAGCUCAAUCGCUGCAAAGCUUCUGCGACCGCAAUCCAAAGGUUAUGUGUAGAAGAGGCUGCUAUGGUAGACAUGAAUCAGCGAACUGCACUAAUGCACGCCGUACUGAAAGGAGACAGAGAGGCUGUAUCUCUUCUGCAGCCUUUGGAAGGAGGCCUUGUUGAUAAGGAAGGCAAGAGUGCAUUGUAUUAUGCUCUAGAGAAAGAAGACCUAGACAUAGCACACCAGCUUUACAGUCAGGAGAAGCAUUUGAAUGUACCAACAGAUUGGUCUCCCCUUAUGUUGGCUUGCGUAGGCUGCGACACUCAGCGCCUCUCGGAGCUAACUAUCGAGCCGGGAAAGCAGACAAAAAGGGGACUUACAGCCUUGAUGAUUUCGUGCAGAGUCGGGUUUGGAGACGGAGUUCGUACCCUCUGUGAUCUUGAGGCAGGACACCAAGACGCUAAUGGCCGAAGUGCUUUAAUGUUCGCAAUACAUAAUCGGUUCAGCGUCGGAAUAGAGUGCCUUAUACAUAAGGAAGCCAAGCUGCAAGACGCAUUGGGGAUGACGGCCUUGAUGCACCUCUUGCGUGAUAAUUUUGGACGGUAUGCUCUAACUCUUUCUUCCUUAGAAGCUGGCCUGCUGGACAAGUCUGGUCUCUCGUCACUAAUGUAUGCGGCACGGGCAGGAGUCACACUUGUCGUUGAGAUUCUUGCCAGUGUAGAGCACUCCAUCGUUGCCCCCAAUGGAUGGACAGCGCUGAUGUUUGCUGCUCAGGCUGGACAAGCAGACUGCGUACCUGCUCUCGCCAGCCUACAGGCCCGAAAGCAAAAUAGCCGGGGGCUUACUGCUAUGAUGCUUGCAGCAUACAAAGGCUAUGCUUCAAUAGUAGAGAUUCUAAUGCCCAAAGAAACACGCAUACAGGACGACGAAGGCAGGACAGCUCUUGUCUACGCCCUCUUUGGUCAGCAUAAGGACGUCGUCAAGCUACUUAUAGACUCUGAACGAGAUAUACCCACAAAAACAGGCAAAACAGCUCUCGAGUACGCAUUAUCCUCAUCGAAUCCUAACAUUACUGCACUUUUUUCAGAGGCGCCAAUCCCACCUGCAGUCGAGUCACCUACAAUAGAUCUGCGUAACUUCAGAACGAAGUCAGAGAGUCAACUCACGCAAAAGUCUCCCCUACUUACUAAAGGAAAGAAGGCAUCCAGAAAAUAG